AUGGGCCUGGAUCUAUUCUCUAAAUCCACCAGUCAGUCUUGCCUCCUCAGCGAAGUACCACAGGAAAAUACGAAGAAUGAUAUAUUUGAGGAUGUAAAUGCCGUACCUAAAGUUAUUGUAAGAACAUAUUCAGGAGCAGUAGCGAUAUUGCCUUGCAAAAUAAAAGUUUCUAAAUUAUGGAAUAAGACAGUUAUAUGGCUCCAAAAAACAACUUUUUCCUAUAAACCAGUUCAAGAGGAUGACGGAAUUAUCACCGACUAUAACCUUACUAUUUUUAAUGUAAGAGCUGUGAACGCUGGUGAUUACCGUUGUGUCACGGACGACCAACUGGGAGUAAUUGCAACAUUGGAAGUUAUCGAUGAAGAACAAUACAAUGUAGUUAAACCAGCGACUUCAAAAGGUCCAUACCCGAUGAAACCAGUUUGGUUAAACUCUUUGUUGGUAAUGUCAAGUGUUUGGUCUGAUUGGAGUGAGUGUAGUCAAUGUGGGGCGGUGGGCAGGAGAAGGAGAUAUGGGAUGUGUUACGUCUCUCGUAUAAAUGAGUUUAUAACAACAAACUUUAAAUCAAACAUGACUAAAUGUGACGGGGAAAGUUCAAAACUGUUUAAGGUGUAUCCCGAUGGUAUCCCUUGUCGUUCCCGAAUAUUGCCGCCUUCUAUCCGAAACACGCCAUCAGUACAGCAGCGGCCAAACGAAAUUAUGCUCGGCCUGUGUAGGGUUCGAUGCAAAGAAGCAAUAGUUAACAUUCGAUCUGAGUCCGGCGAUAUAAUAGAGUCCGUAAACAACACCGCUGGCAUAUAUUCCCUCCAUCAGAACGCACCAUCACAACCACAGUUACCAGCGAGGAGAAUUAUGUACGUGGAACCAGGGGAAAGAGUCAUCAUUAUAUGUCAUGGUACAACCCUGCGUGACAUCCCGUUUACGUGGCGUGUCGACACCCAUGAGGUCAGCCCGAAGUAUCUCUGGAGCGCGAGCGGAGACAGGAUCCAUCUGAAUGCGAGAGAUCAUAUUAUCAUUAAACACGUAUUAUAUAGCGACGCUCGUGUAUACAGUUGUUGGCAAGAUGGUGUUCUGUGUGGUGUGGUAAAACUCCGUGUUAAUCGCAGCACUAAGACUACCACGAGGCUGCGUCUACGAAUAUUAAUUUUCAUUUUGAUACUAGCCAUUGUAUUGAGACUUACCUUAAGACUUAUUCGUUGCAGAGUACGUUAUUUAGGAAUUCAAGUGUAAUAAUAUUAAAUAAAAUUUUAAAUAUAAAUACG
This is a messenger RNA of Danaus plexippus (monarch butterfly), 1262 nucleotides long. RefSeq names its product Ig-like V-type domain-containing protein FAM187A. Bases 1 to 1230 code for a protein of 409 amino acids. NCBI's taxonomy places the organism in Eukaryota, Metazoa, Arthropoda, Insecta, Lepidoptera, Nymphalidae. The transcript is spliced from 9 exons. The record is from RefSeq and is a predicted model, not a curated record.